AUGGGGACUGACAGUGAAAACCCAGUGCUGAGGAACGUGCUCCUCAGCUUCAACUUGCUACUGCUGGGCACCGUCCUCAAGCCUUUCGAGUGCCGGCUGGAGGUGACAACAGAGCCAGCCGAGCGGCCGGCCGUGGAUGAGGAGGGUGGUCUUGCCAACUGCAGUCCACCCAUCAAAGAGCAGCCCAUGGUUUUCCACCACAUCUACAACAUCAACAUCCCCCUGGACAGCUGCUGCUCCUCCAUGCUCAAGCCUUCGGCCGAGGAGGUGAGUUCAGAAGACGACAGGCUGGCGGAGUACACGGAGCAGACCUCCGACAGCGAGAGCCAGGUCACCUUCACCCACAGGAUAAACUUGCCCAAGCAGGCCUGCAAGUGCUCCACCUCCCUCCCAUCCCUGCAGGAGCUGCUGAGCAGGAUUGAGAUGCUGGAGAGGGAGGUCUCCAUGCUCCGCGACCAAUGCAACUCCAAUUGCUGCCAAGAAAAUGCAGCCACAGGACGCCUGGAUUACACCCUGCCGUGCAGCGGCCACGGGAACUUCAGCCUGGAGUCGUGCCGCUGCGUCUGCAGUGAGGGCUGGGCCGGCAGCAACUGCUCGGAGCCCCGCUGCCCCCGGGGCUGCUCCAGCCGUGGUGUCUGCCUGGAGGGCCAGUGCGUCUGUGACAACGACUACGGCGGUGAGGACUGCUCCCAGCUCCGCUGCCCCGCCGGCUGCGGCGCCCGUGGGCUCUGCGUGGAUGGAGAGUGUGUCUGUGAGGAGGGCUUCGCCGGUGAGGACUGCUCCCAGCCCCGCUGCCCCCGCGACUGCUCGGGCAAGGGGUACUGCACCAACGGCACCUGUGUGUGCGUGGAGGGCUACGCUGGAGAGGACUGCGGGUGGUUGCGGUGUCCCAAUGCCUGCAGCGGACGUGGCAUCUGCCAGGAUGGCAUCUGUGUCUGCGAGGAUGGUUAUGGAGGGCAGGACUGCUCGGCAGUGGCUCCUCCCGAAAACCUGCGCGUGACGGGGAUUAGCGACGGCUCCAUCGAGCUGGCAUGGGACAGCCCCGGGGCAGCCACCGAGUACGUCAUCUCCUACCAGCCGGCAGGCCCAGGGGGCACCCAGCUCCAGCAGCGGGUGCCUGGGGACUGGAGCACCAUCACCAUCACAGAGCUGGAGCCAGGCGUUGCCUACAACGUCAGCGUCUAUGCGGUCAUCAGCGAUGUCUUGAGCAUCCCUGUUACCGCCAAGGUGAUGACCAACCUGGCCACACCGCAGGGGCUGAAGUUCAAGACCAUCACGGAGACAACCGCGGAGGUGCAGUGGGAGCCCUUCUCCUUUCCCUUCGAUGGCUGGGAGAUCAGCUUCAUCCCCAAGAACAACGAGGGCGGUGUGAUCGCCCAGCUCCCCAGCACCGUCACCACCUUCAACCAGACGGGGCUGAAGCCGGGUGAGGAGUACACCGUCACCGUGGUGGCCCUCAAGGACCAAGCCAGGAGCCCCCCUGCCUCUGACAGCGUCUCCACCCUCAUCGAUGGCCCGACGCAGAUCCUGGUGCGGGACGUCUCCGACACGGUGGCCUUUGUGGAGUGGACGCCCCCACGUGCCCGGGUGGACGCCAUCCUGCUGAAGUACGGGCUGGCGGACGGGGAGGGCGGGAGGACCACCUUCCGCCUGCAGCCCCCCCUCAGCCAGUACUCCCUGCAGGCCCUGCGCCCUGGCGCCCACUACCACCUUGCCGUCAGCGCCCUCCGGGGCACCAACGAGAGCCGGCCGGCCCUCGCCCAGUUUACCACAGAGAUUGAUGCCCCCAAGAACCUGCGGGUGGGCUCACGGACACCCGCCAGCCUUGAGCUCGCCUGGGACAACAGCGAGGCGGAGGCACACAGCUACAGGGUUGUCUACAGCACCCUAGCUGGAGAGCACUACCACGAGGUCCUGGUGCCACGGGACACCGGCCCCACCACUCGGGCCACCCUCACAGACCUGGUGCCGGGGACGGAGUAUGGCAUUGGGAUUUCAGCCGUGAUGGACAGUCAGCAGAGCGUGCCAGCGACCAUGAACGCCAGAACCGAGCUUGACAGCCCCCGGGACCUCCUGGUGACGGCCUCCACGGAGACGUCCAUCUCGCUGGCCUGGACCAAAGCCAUGGGUCCCAUUGACCACUACCGAGUCACCUUCACCCCUGCCUCAGGGAUGGCCUCCGAAGUGACGGUGUCCCCGGACAAGUCACAGCUCACCCUCUCAGAGCUGGAGCCCGGGACAGAGUACACUAUCACCAUCAUCGCCGAGAGGGGACGUCAGCAGAGCCUGGAGGCCACCGUGGAUGCUUUCACAGGGGUCCGGCCCAUCACGCAGCUGCACUUCUCCCAGCUGACGUCCUCCAGUGUGAACAUCACAUGGAGUGACCCGUCCCCACCAGCAGACCACCUGGUCCUCACCUACAGCCCCCGGGAUGAGGAGGUGGCGCAGCGGCUGGUGCUCGAUGGCACCCUCAAGCACGCCAGCCUGACGGGCUUGUGGCCGUCCACCGAAUACCUGGUGUCGCUGGUGGCCGUCCAUGGUGCAGUCAGCUCUGAGCCUGUCGUGGGCUCCAUCACGACAGGGAUGGAUGCACCGAAGGACCUUAGGGUGGGCAACAUCACCCAGGACUCCAUGAUUGUCUACUGGAGCCCUCCUGUUGCUGCUUUUGACCACUACAGAAUAUCAUACCGUGCCACUGAAGGGAGGACAGACAGCGCUGCCAUCGCUAGCGAUGCCACUGAGUACAGCCUCCACCGCCUGCAGCCCGCCACCAAGUACGAGAUUGGGGUGAAGAGCGUGCGGGGCCGAGAGGAAAGCGAGGUGGCCUCCAUCACCACGUACACAGCCAUGGAUGCCCCCUUGGGCGUCACAGCCACCAACAUCACCCCCACGGAGGCGCUGCUGCAGUGGAACCCGCCGCUGAUGGACGUGGAGAGCUACGUCCUUGUCCUCACCCGCCACGCAGUUGCAGGAGAAACAAUUCUUGUGGAUGGGACCAACCAGGAGUACCAGCUGACCAACCUUCUGCCCAGCACCACCUACACAGUCGUUAUGUAUGCCACCAACGGGCCCCUCACCAGCCAGACCAUCAGCACCAACUUCACAACUCUUUUGGAUCCUCCGAGCAACCUGACUGCAAGCGAAGUCACUCGGCGGAGUGCCCUCCUCUCCUGGUUGCCUCCCGUGGGAGAGAUCGAGAACUACGUCAUGACCUACAGAUCGACCGACGGAAGCCGCAAGGAGCUGAUUGUGGAUGCUGAGGACACGUGGAUCCGCCUGGAGGGGCUUUCUGAGACCACAGAGUACAUCGUGCGCCUGCAAGCUGCCCAAAACGCCAUGCGGAGCAGCUUCAUCUCCACUACCUUCACCACAGGUGGCCGCAUCUUUGCCAACCCUCAGGACUGCGCCCAGCACCUGAUGAAUGGAGACACGCUGAGUGGCGUCUACACCAUCUCCAUCAAUGGGGACCUCAGCCAGCGGGUGCAGGUGUACUGCGACAUGACCACAGAUGGGGGCGGCUGGAUUGUUUUCCAGAGGCGGCAGAAUGGGCUGACUGAUUUCUUCCGGAAAUGGGCAGAUUACCGUGUCGGCUUCGGCAACCUGGAGGAUGAGUUUUGGCUGGGCCUGGACAACAUACACAAGAUCACGUCCCAGGGGCGCUACGAGCUGCGAAUAGACAUGAGGGAUGGUCAGGACGCAGCGUACGCCUACUAUGACAAGUUCUCCAUCGGCGACUCCCGGAGCCUCUACAAGCUCCGAAUAGGAGACUACAACGGCACUUCUGGGGACUCCCUCACCUACCACCAGGGCCGCCCCUUCUCCACCAAGGACAGGGACAACGACGUGGCUGUGACCAACUGUGCCAUGUCCUACAAGGGGGCCUGGUGGUACAAGAACUGCCAUCGAACCAACCUCAAUGGCAAGUACGGAGAGGCCCGGCACAGCCAGGGAAUUAACUGGUACCAUUGGAAAGGCCACGAGUUCUCCAUCCCCUUCGUGGAAAUGAAGAUGCGACCUUACAACCACCGUAACAUCUCUGGGAGGAAGCGACGGUCCCUACAGCUCUGA
Messenger RNA from Cygnus atratus (black swan), 4068 nucleotides. RefSeq names its product tenascin R (gene TNR). The transcript is spliced from 21 exons. The coding region runs from base 1 to 4068 and encodes 1355 amino acids. The record is from RefSeq and is a predicted model, not a curated record. Gene Ontology annotation, molecular function: protein binding. NCBI's taxonomy places the organism in Eukaryota, Metazoa, Chordata, Aves, Anseriformes, Anatidae.